Sorghum bicolor (sorghum) is the source of this 2650-nucleotide messenger RNA. RefSeq names its product protein DETOXIFICATION 49. Bases 498 to 2207 code for a protein of 569 amino acids. NCBI's taxonomy places the organism in Eukaryota, Viridiplantae, Streptophyta, Magnoliopsida, Poales, Poaceae. The transcript has a single exon. Gene Ontology annotation, cellular component: membrane. Gene Ontology annotation, molecular function: antiporter activity; xenobiotic transmembrane transporter activity. The record is from RefSeq and is a predicted model, not a curated record. Gene Ontology annotation, biological process: xenobiotic detoxification by transmembrane export across the plasma membrane.
CUCACCUUCAGCCUUCAAAACCUUGGACCCCUCUCUCCUCUCUCGCUGGUUUUGUCCCCUUCCAUCCAGACACCCGGGGGCGAUCCAACUGAGCCGCCGCGCGUACGUUCCCGAAGCCUCGUCCUCGUCCAGCGCUACGCGCCGCGCGAUACAACAACGCCCCGUGCGCGCGCGUCGUCGUACGUGGUGAUCCGCCGGGGCCGGCCAAGACCGGCUCAGAGGAGAUCGAGCCAGCAGGCCAGGGGAGGCAGCCACUUCGGGAGCUAGACGACGAGAGCUCCCGUCUAAACUAAUCCCAGCCCCGGAUCUUUUGUUAACCCCCUUCUCUCAUUUCCAUCGAGCUGAUCAUAUCCAUUUCCGCCUAUAAAUUUAGCUGCUUGCUAGGGUUUGAAACCCCCCCUCGUUUGGUUUCCUUCCAAAAGCUCCUCCGCGCGCACACACACGUGCAAAAGCCGCCUCCGGCCUCUAGCGGCAGUCGGAGCUUGCGUUGCGCCGCCAUGUGUGAGGGGCUCGUUGGCAAGUUGUUGCCGCCGUGCCUGUGCAAUGCCAAGGACGGCGGCGGUGUCGGGGACGAUGGCCACCGUCUCCGCGCGGUCGUCGUCUCACCGGAUGUCGCGGUCGUCGUUGUUUUGAACGAAUCGACGACGACCUUGACAACAACGUGCAAGGACCCGCCGCCGCCGGUCUUAGACGACAGGCCGUCGUUGACCAGGGGCGCGGCGAGCGAGGCCGCAUCGAUUUUGAGUCUGUCAUUGCCGAUGAUCAUGACGGGUCUCAUACUCUACGUGCGGCCGAUGAUCUCGAUGCUCUUCCUUGGCCGUCUCGGCGAGCUCGCCCUCGCCGGCGGGUCCCUCGCCAUCGGCUUCGGCAACAUCACGGGCUACUCCGUCCUGUCCGGCCUCGCCAUGGGCAUGGAACCGGUGUGCGGCCAGGCCGUGGGCGCCAAGAACCUCCCCCUCGUCGGCGCCACCAUGCAGCGGAUGGUGCUCCUCCUCCUCGCGCUCUCCGUGCCCGUCGCCUUCCUCUGGGCGCACAUGGAGCCGCUGCUCCUGCUGUGCGGCCAGGACGCCGCCAUAUCCGCCGCCGCGCAGCGCUACAUUCUCCUCUGCCUCCCGGACCUUCUCUUCCAGUCGUUCCUCCACCCUCUCCGCAUCUACCUCCGCACCCAGUCCAUCAACUUCCCGCUCACUGCCUGCGCCGUGCUCGCCGUCGCCAUGCACCUCCCCAUCAACUACCUCCUCGUCUCCGUCCUCGGCCUCGGCGUCGAAGGCGUCGCUCUCGCCUCCGCCCUGGCAAACCUCAACCUCGUGCUCCUCCUCCUCGCUUACAUCUACUUUUCCGGCGUGCACCGCGCCACCGGCGGCUUCACCCUUUCCGAGAAGCUGUUCAAGGACGUUACCGGGUGGAUGCGGCUGGCCCGGCUCGCCGUUGCGAGCUGCGCCAGCGUGUGCCUCGAGUGGUGGUGGUACGAGAUCAUGAUCCUCCUCUGCGGUCUCCUGGCGGACCCCAAGGCGACCGUGGCGUCCAUGGGGGUGCUCAUCCAGACCACGUCCCUGCUCUACAUCUUCCCGUCGUCGCUCAGCUUCGGCGUGUCGACGCGGGUCAGCAACGAGCUCGGCGCGAACCGCCCGGGCGCCGCGCGCGCCGCGGCCCGCGCGGGGCUCGCGCUGAGCGCGCUCCAGGGCCUCGCCUCCUUCCUGUUCGCCGUGUCCGUGCGCGACGUGUGGGCGCGCAUGUUCACGUCGGACACGUCCAUCCUGGCGCUCACGGCCUCCGUGCUGCCCAUCCUCGGGCUGUGCGAGCUCGGCAACUGCCCGCAGACCACCGGCUGUGGGGUUCUCCGCGGCAGCGCGCGCCCCAAGGACGGCGCGCACAUCAACCUGGGCGCGUUCUACGGCGUCGGCACGCCCGUGGCCGUGGCGCUGGCGUUCUGGGCGGGGCAGGGCUUCAGGGGCCUCUGGCUUGGCCUCCUGGCCGCGCAGGCCGCCUGCGUCGCCGUCAUGCUCGUGGUGAUCACCCGCACGGACUGGGCCAAGCAAGCCGAGCUCGCGCAGGUGCUCGCCGGAGUUGCUGCGCCCGGCGGCGACGCCGUCGUGAACGGAGACGACGACGACGGAGGGAAAGAGAAAGACACGGGGCCGCAUGCCAAGGUUGCGGCAUCGCAUGGCGACGAGGACUCCAGCUUGCUCAUCACCGUGCAGGGCUGACCGCCCCUACACCUUGACAACGACGGCCGUCUACGUAUGAAUCACGGUAACUAGCUAAUCAGGUAGCUAGCCUGGUGUAUAGUACAGUACUACGCAUAGUAGGUGUGAAGUGGAAAGAUUUUUGCAGUCGUCUGAACAAUUUUUUAGGGGCGUUCAUAUGAGUUGGUGUCUAGUGUCUUGAUGAUAUGAGACAAAAAAAGUACUUGUAUGUACCACGUUAUUGCGGAAAAACACCUGAGACUUUGAGGCGAAAGAGCCGGGUGUUUUCUGUAAUUACGUGGCCAAAUUAGGUGUAUUUGAUGAGUGACAACUAAUAUAUAGGUGGCCUGCAUGCCAAUAUAUUUUUGUAUUUUUAAUUUAGUUAUUAAAUUGUUGGUUUACACCCUGUUGUAUGAUGGAAAUAUGUACUUGUAGGCACACAAUGCAACAUGCCUUAUCCAGCA